AUGAUAUCAGGACAUGAGAGAAUGUUAUAUGUUGUUAAUGUUGGAAGCCAUAAUUUAAGCAACACUAGUUCAUUCCAAAAGGUAUGUUCACAGAUCAUUAUUUUGAAAUAUUUGGUGGCAGUUUGUUUAAAUAACAAUGACCAUACAAAUAAACAAGGAAAUCAAGUUGCAACACUAUUAGGCCCUGAAAAGGAGAGAGAAAUCAACUGGUACUUACAGCCUGGACAUAAGGAGAAGCUGAUUAGACAGUUGACACCAAUUAUUCACAAGAUUUCAGAGAUUGUUUUACGUUGUGCUAUUAGUGUCUGUAAUGCAGGCAGAGGAAGGAACAUCAAACUUUUGAGUGACUAUGUAAAAAAAGUUGUGGCUUGUCUCCUGUUUGGAGGAUCAAGGAAGACUUUACCUGAUGGUGUAAGACUGAGGGGUGAUAUUAAUGAUUUGCUCUUGGGAGACCAGAAGACAGGUUGGAUUAAAAAUUAAACAAGGUGUCUCUUAAUAGCAAUGUAAUAAUAGGUUAGAUAGUUAGGGAUUGUAUUUUAUGCAAUGGAUUGUAUUUUUUGUAUAUGAUUAUUUGUAAGACAUUAAAUUUUAU
Molecule: messenger RNA, 592 nt
Organism: Lactuca saligna
Lineage: Eukaryota; Viridiplantae; Streptophyta; Magnoliopsida; Asterales; Asteraceae
Source: the annotation of a GenBank genome assembly